This is a messenger RNA of Eubalaena glacialis (North Atlantic right whale), 3031 nucleotides long. It is a transcript of the gene UNC5C, whose product is annotated as unc-5 netrin receptor C. NCBI's taxonomy places the organism in Eukaryota, Metazoa, Chordata, Mammalia, Artiodactyla, Balaenidae. The transcript is spliced from 16 exons. The record is from RefSeq and is a predicted model, not a curated record. Bases 1 to 2835 code for a protein of 944 amino acids. Gene Ontology annotation, biological process: netrin-activated signaling pathway. Gene Ontology annotation, molecular function: netrin receptor activity; protein binding. Gene Ontology annotation, cellular component: membrane.
AUGAGGAAAGGUCUGCGGGCGACAGCGGCCCGCUGCGGACUGGGGCUGGGAUACGUGCUGCAGAUGCUCGUGCUACCUGCCCUGGCCCUGCUCAGCGCCAGCGGCACCGGCUCGGCCGCUCAAGAGGACGACUUUUUUCAUGAACUCCCAGAAACCUUUCCAUCUGAUCCACCUGAGCCUCUGCCACAUUUCCUUAUUGAGCCUGAAGAAGCUUAUAUUGUGAAGAAUAAGCCUGUGAACCUGUAUUGUAAAGCCAGCCCUGCCACCCAGAUCUACUUCAAGUGCAAUAGUGAAUGGGUUCAUCAGAAGGACCACAUAGUAGAUGAAAGAGUAGACGAAACCUCUGGUCUCAUUGUCCGGGAAGUAAGCAUUGAGAUUUCACGCCAGCAAGUGGAAGAACUCUUUGGGCCUGAAGAUUACUGGUGCCAGUGUGUAGCCUGGAGCUCGGCGGGUACCACCAAGAGCCGGAAGGCCUACGUGCGCAUUGCAUAUCUGCGGAAGACAUUUGAGCAGGAACCCCUGGGAAAGGAAGUAUCCUUGGAACAGGAAGUCUUGCUCCAGUGUCGACCACCAGAAGGGAUCCCAGUGGCUGAAGUAGAAUGGUUGAAAAAUGAAGACAUCAUUGAUCCUGUUGAAGAUCGGAAUUUUUAUAUUACUAUUGAUCACAACCUCAUCAUCAAGCAGGCCCGCCUCUCAGAUACUGCCAACUAUACUUGUGUGGCCAAAAACAUUGUCGCCAAGAGGAAGAGCACAACCGCAACUGUCAUAGUCUAUGUAAACGGUGGCUGGUCUACCUGGACAGAGUGGUCCGUGUGUAAUAGCCGCUGUGGACGAGGGUAUCAGAAGCGCACAAGGACCUGCACCAACCCAGCCCCACUCAAUGGUGGUGCCUUCUGUGAAGGGCAGAGUGUGCAGAAAAUAGCCUGCACCACGUUAUGCCCAGUGGAUGGCAGGUGGACCUCAUGGAGCAAGUGGUCGACUUGUGGGACCGAGUGCACGCACUGGCGCAGGAGAGAGUGCACGGCACCAGCCCCCAAGAACGGAGGCAAGGACUGCGACGGCCUCGUCUUGCAGUCCAAGAACUGCACGGAUGGUCUGUGCAUGCAGACUGCUCCUGAUUCAGACGAUGUUGCUCUGUAUGUUGGCGUUGUGAUCGCUGUGAUAGUUUGCCUGGCCAUUUCUGUAGUUGUGGCCCUCUUUGUGUAUCGGAAGAAUCAUCGUGACUUUGAGUCUGAUAUUAUUGACUCUUCUGCACUCAAUGGAGGCUUUCAGCCUGUGAACAUCAAGGCAGCAAGGCAAGGUCAAAUGCAAAUGGACGUUCCUUCUCCUUCUGACUCAGAUCUCCUGGCAGUACCCCCAGACCUCACGUCAGCUGCAGCCAUGUACAGAGGACCCGUUUAUGCCUUGCAUGAUGUUUCGGACAAAAUCCCCAUGACCAACUCUCCAAUUCUGGAUCCACUGCCUAACCUGAAAAUCAAAGUGUACAAUACCUCAGGUGCUGUCACACCCCAAGAUGACCUCUCUGAGUUUGCAUCAAAGCUGUCCCCUCAGAUGACCCAAUCCUUGUUGGAGAAUGAGGCCCUCAACCUGAAGAAUCAGAGUCUAGCAAGGCAGACGGACCCAUCCUGCACUGCUUUUGGCACCUUCAACUCGCUCGGCGGUCACCUUAUCAUUCCCAAUUCAGGAGUAAGCUUGCUGAUUCCCGCUGGGGCCAUUCCCCAAGGGAGAGUCUACGAAAUGUAUGUGACUGUACACAGGAAGGAAAAUAUGAGGCCGCCCGUGGAGGACGCUCAGGCACUCCUGACCCCUGUGGUGAGCUGUGGGCCUCCAGGAGCUCUGCUGACCCGUCCUGUCAUCGUCACUCUGCAUCACUGCGCAGACCCCAGUACCGAGGACUGGAAGAUACAGCUCAAGAGCCAGGCAGCGCAGGGACAGUGGGAGGAUGUGGUGGUGGUCGGCGAGGAAAACUUCACCACCCCCUGCUACAUUCAGCUGGACGCAGAGGCCUGCCACCUCCUCUCCGAGAACCUCGGCACCUACGCCCUGGUUGGGCAGUCCACCACCAAAGCAGCCGCAAAGCGCCUGAAGCUGGCCAUCUUCGGGCCACUCUGCUGCUCCUCUCUGGAGUACAGCCUCCGCGUCUACUGUCUGGAUGACACUCAGGAUGCCCUGAAGGAAGUCUUGCAGCUCGAAAGACAGAUGGGAGGACAGCUCCUAGAAGAACCUAAGGCUCUUCACUUUAAAGGCAGCACCCACAACCUGCGCCUGUCCAUUCAUGAUGUCGCCCAUUCCCUCUGGAAGAGCAAAUUGCUGGCCAAAUAUCAGGAAAUUCCUUUCUACCAUAUCUGGAGUGGGUCUCAGAGAAACCUCCACUGCACGUUCACUCUGGAAAGAUUCAGCCUGAACACAGUGGAGCUGGUCUGCAAACUGUGUGUGCGGCAGGUGGAGGGAGAAGGGCAGAUCUUCCAGCUAAACUGCACCGUGUCCGAGGAACCUACUGGCAUCGAUUUGCCUCUGCUGGACCCAGCGAGCACCAUCACCACCAUGACGGGACCCAGUGCUUUCAGCAUCCCUCCCCCUAUCCGGCAGAAGCUCUGCAGCAGCCUGGACGCCCCACAGACGAGGGGUCAUGACUGGAGGAUGCUGGCCCAUAAGCUAAACCUGGGCAGGUACUUGAAUUACUUUGCCACCAAAUCAAGUCCAACUGGCGUCAUCCUGGAUCUUUGGGAAGCACAGAACUUCCCAGAUGGAAACCUGAGCGUGCUGGCAGCUGUCUUGGAGGAAAUGGGAAGACAUGAAACAGUAGUGUCGUUAGCAGCAGAAGGGCAGUAUUGACCCAGGCUGGGGCUGAAAGUGGAGGAGGAGAGUCACAGGGAGUCUGUGGACGUCCAGGGGCUCAGAGCUGAGGAGGAAACCCAGUCUAGACCAGUGAGCUCCACAGGCAAGACUGCAGCGGGAGAGAGAAGGAAGACAGACACAACUACCAAUAUACAUGCCCACUCUACUCGGACAUCGUCACAGGAGUUAAGAA